This is a messenger RNA of Micropterus salmoides (largemouth bass), 5357 nucleotides long. It is a transcript of the gene usp42, whose product is annotated as ubiquitin specific peptidase 42. The transcript has 18 exons. Gene Ontology annotation, biological process: regulation of apoptotic process; protein deubiquitination. The coding region runs from base 510 to 4133 and encodes 1207 amino acids. Lineage: Eukaryota; Metazoa; Chordata; Actinopteri; Centrarchiformes; Centrarchidae. Gene Ontology annotation, molecular function: cysteine-type deubiquitinase activity; cysteine-type endopeptidase activity. Gene Ontology annotation, cellular component: cytosol; nucleus. The record is from RefSeq and is a predicted model, not a curated record.
GGAUGUUGGGAAUGUUUUUGUUCUCUGGCCUGUACAUGUGGGUGACAGAGGUUUAAAGGCUGAGUAACCACUGACAGGGAAUGCACUCUGUUAUAUUUUGAGAACUGUCAAUAGUUGAAAUACUAUGGGUGCUCUGUAAUCUAUUUAUAAAUGGGCAUUUCAGCAUAGAUAUAGUAAUCUGUGCUGCCAGGUUAAUCUGGUUUACAGCCAAUGAAUUAUGCUGGAAACAAUUUAUAUAAAAAAUGUUUGACAAUAAAACACAUUGUGUUGUGGUUGUACUAUUGUACACAAAGGUCAGAGGUGUGUACAUGCGACGGAUCUUCCCGAAACGUUCCUCACGGAGUAACCCGCCAAAUGAGCCAAUCAGAGCCCUCGUUUCAUCGCAGGUACCCGGAUGUACCCGUGGGGCAAUUAGCUACGUCAUUGUUCACCGCCGGACACCCGCUGGAAAUAAGGAAUGGAUUUACAACCGAUAUUAACGUAUUAAUAACAGAUUACAGCAAUGAACAAUGACCAUAGUUGACAGAUCUUCAGAAAAGUCUGACCACAAGUCAGUCGGGUGUAAGCGAUCUCCCUUCACCAGUGGUGACGUGGGGAUGGACGGCAGCUGUUCCAGCAGCUGGGCAGUGGGAGCCACCAUGCCCAGUGACUCUCCGAGGCUCAAGGCUUCAGGGGGCUGCCUGGGCCCAACGCCUGGAGCCGCAGUCUACAACAGUACCCCCUCCUCUGUGGACCGGCCUAAGGAGCAAGUGAUAAGCAGUGAUGAUGGCAUUGACUUGCCCCAGAAGGUCCUCUUCCCUCCAGAGCGGCUCAACCUGAAGUGGACCCAGGUCCACCGCAUUGGUGCGGGCUUGCAGAACAUGGGAAACACUUGCUUCCUCAACUCAGCCCUACAGUGUCUCACCUACACCCCUCCAUUUGCCAACUACAUGCUGACACGUGAGCACUCCAAAACGUGUCACGAGCCGGGGUUCUGUAUGAUGUGCACCAUGCAAAAUCACAUCAUUCAGGUUUUUGCCAACUCUGGGAAUGUUAUAAAGCCCAUUGGUGUGCUCAAUGAGCUCAAAAGGAUUGCAAAGCACUUCCGCUAUGGAAGCCAGGAGGAUGCCCAUGAGUUCCUGCGAUACACAGUGGAUGCUAUGCAAAAGUCCUGCUUACCUGGAACCAAAUUGGACAGGCAAACGCAGGCAACCACUUUCAUUCAUCAAGUUUUUGGCGGAUAUCUAAGGUCCAGAGUUAAAUGUUUAAACUGCAAAGCAGUCUCUGAUACAUUUGACCCUUUUCUGGAUAUUACUCUGGAAAUUAAGACGGCUCCCAGUGUCUCCAAAGCUCUCGAGCAGUUUGUCAAACCCGAACAGCUGGAUGGAGAAAACGCCUACAAGUGCACCAAGUGCAAAAAAAUGGUCACAGCCUCAAAGAGAUUUACCAUCCACCGCAACUCCAAUGUGCUCACCCUCUCACUCAAACGCUUUGCAAACUUUAGUGGAGGCAAAAUCACAAAGGAUGUGAAAUAUCCAGAGUAUCUGGACCUGCGUCCCUUCAUGUCUCAGUCCCAAGGGGACCCCCAGGUCUACGGGCUGUAUGCUGUGCUGGUCCACUCUGGAUUCAGCUGUCAUGCUGGACACUACUUCUGCUAUAUUAAGGCAAGCAAUGGGCAGUGGUAUCAGAUGAACGACUCCUCCGUGUCUGUCAGUGACAUCAGGUCUGUUCUCAACCAGCAGGCCUACGUCCUCUUCUACAUAAAGUCCAGUGAUGUGAAGAAUGCAGGGGACUACAGCCACAUGAGCCAUAACCCAGGCAUCCCUGGUCAGUCAUCUCCACGUCCAGUGGUGAUACCACGCAUCAACACCACUGUCCACCACAACAACAUUGGUUUCAUAGGUCCCCAGCUGCCACCACACAUGAAUAAGAGCACUCUCCACGUUAAUGGGAAUGGAUCUCUGAGGGACUAUCCAACUAACUCCAAGCCCAGCACCAGCAGCAGUGUUGUGGGAAAACCUAGUCAUGGACCAGCCUCAUCCACUUCUUCCAUAUCUCACUCAAUCAGCCGGCCCACAAUGAUCCCAGAUCAUGACAAACGGCAGAAGCUUUCAUUCUUUAUUGGACAAAGCAAACAGAACCGCCCGUCCUCGUCCUCUUACAGCCAGCCGUCCUCUGCCAGUAGCAGCUCCUCCUCCAGCUCUCUGUCAUCCUCACAGUCUACCUCAGACGUCCACUCAGACAUUCGCUUUGUUCCACGUCAGCUUCACCGCGUUAACGGCACGUCUUGUAGUAACGGGGAUCACCGCACCGGAGGCAAUGGAGCGUCAUUCUUGGUGCCGUACGGCCAAGAGUCUUCAGAGGAAUCGGACCAGGAGAACGGGGGCACUCUGGAUAAUGGCCGUUUAGCCAAGUCUCACCUUAAUGGAAACAACAGAGCAGGAGAGGUCUUGGAUAAUUCUCUUAACGCCACCAACGGAGAGUCGGGAGUGCACCACAAUGGUAACGGAUUAAAUGGAUCAACCCAUGGCGUCUCUAAAUCCAGUCAAAAUGGGCACCAUUAUGGACACCACAAAGUGAAUGGACACAAAACUCCUGAUAAAGUCUCUGGCAGUAGUCAUAGCAGUUCAUCCUCAGUGGCUUCUGUUGCUGCUAAUGGGCUAGACAGCGACCAUAGUGAAACAAGCAACGAGGCACACACUUCUGUCUCAUCCCAGGCCAGUUCUUCUCAGAGCAUCCAUCCUGCUGCUAGUGAAAGCCUGCACCUCUCCACUCCUGACACAAGGGCUACAACUGUGUCUGAACCCCGGCCUCAGCUUACUGCCACCUCCACUCUUAGCUCUCCACCUUCAGCCACUGCUACAAAGACCCAUUGUGUCACAUCUAGAGAAUCUGCUUCCUCUUGCCCCGCGGCCUUAUCCAUCCCGCCAGACUGCUCUCAAGGCACCAGUGGGGCCUCUGCAGCUCUACAGAAUGUUAGUAAAAGUGGAGAUAAAGCAAUGGAUCUACCACAGACCAAUGAUCCGUCAGCAGGGACUGAAAGACGUACAGAUGUUAAGGAGCAACACCAGUCCAAGCCCAGUUCUAGAGGCAAUGACGGACAAAAUUCCCGUGACAAGGAGAGAGACAGACUGUACUCUGACUGGAGCAGAGACAAGGAGAGACACUACAGGGACAGGAGUCAGGAACGAGAAAGUGACAGUGACCGUCAUCGGUACAGACGGGACUAUCGAGAUCAUCAGCGCCCCUCAUACAGGGAUCGUUUACCUCCUCACGAUCGUAACUACAGGGACGGGGAGUCUGAGCGUCGCUGGGUGCGACCUGUUCACCAUCCCAGGGAGCGUGAUCGUGACAGGUGCUCUCACCAUUACCACUACUAUCACUACCAGCGGUCCAGAGAGGACAGGGGCCGUGGGCGGAGGGGGCACAGUUAUCUCUACCGUGACGAGUCUCGUAGUCGGUCUAGGUGGCAGGAGGAGAGUCGAGAAUCCCGGGGGGUAAAGGACAAGAGCAACGGCAGGGAAAGGGACUAUUACACGUCAAAGGAGGAGGCGUCCUCGCCUGCCACAGUGCCAGAAACCUCCACAAAGUCCAAGGGCUCGCCCUCUCGAGCUCGUCUCUCCACGUCUGAAUCUGCUCCAAACAGGGAGGAUCAGAAUCACAAGAGGACUACUAACCCCCUGAGCAAGGACAGGGAGGACAGCUCUGAGGCCUGUCGCUCUAAAAAACACAAAAAGAGCAAGAAAAAGAAGAAGUCAAAGGACAAAGAGCGACACCGUGAGAGUGGAAGCUCCGAUGUGGAUUCAGACAGAGCCACUGAAACAAAAAAGAAGAAGAAAAAGAGGAGGCAGCGGGACAACGAAGCCGAGCAGCACAGCCCAAGAGCAGCUCGGAAGAACGGAAGCAGUGAGGAGAAGGAGAGCCGCAAGCGACAUUACAAUGACAUCAAGGACACUAAACAUGACAAUGGUCUUUCGCUAGAAAAGCGCCGGCGCACAGACUAUGCUGAUGGCAGCAGUGACCGUCUGCUGCCCUCCCACCACACCUCGCCCACAAAUGGUUCAACUCACCGCCAUGUCAACGGAUACACAGGAAACGGUUACAGUCAGACCAAUAGCGACUCCCUCAGAUUCUCCAGUGGCUUGAAACACUGACUCUACGAAUCAACACCAUUUUAACAACAGCAGAGGAAUGACAUCAACAACUUUUUGACAUGGUGCUUCUUCACUGGGAAUAUAUUGUAUUUUUACCACAACUAAAGUGUUUUAAAUGGUCAGAAACCUUUUUUUUAUGCAUUUAUUUGUUUGCCGUUAUUCUCCUAACUAUGGUUAAAAGAAAAAAACUGUCACCUGUCACAGUUAUGAUGAAAAAUAUUAAUAUAUACUUGUAUGAACACAAACAAAGCCUGGAGCUUAAACAUCUCAGCUGCUGCUCAGUGGAACUCAGGACUUGAAAACUUGUUAACACCCAUCACGGAUAUCCACCUGCUUCAAAUCAGAAUGAAACAAAAGGGAAAUGUGUUUGCCCAAGAGAAGAACUGUGAGGCUUUAUUUGGGCCGCAAGUUUAAGAUGUCACCAUAUCUACAGAGCCGCGGCAUUUUUUUGUUUUUUUUGUUUUUUUUUAUCCCACCAGGAGUGAACAAACCAAUGGAGGGAGAUAUAUUCUUGAAUGAGACGGACGAGUGCAGUGGUGGGAGCAAGGCGUCGCUGACUGAUACCUCCACAUUAACCCUGGACAGACUUGAGGACAUUUCCCAGCAUUUUUAAUUUGUUUGUUUGUUUCCAUUUUGCUCUGGAGCCUAAGAUUCACUCUCUAAUUUUUAAACUUUUUCACAGAUGUGGAGGUUUUUGUUUAGAUCAUGCCCCUCUCAUCUCUCUCACUUUUCUUUUGUUUUAAACGUUAAAAAAAAAAAAAAAAGCAUACAGAAAUUUGUUAUCAUGGCUGUGGACCAUUUGUGUUUGCUUUUUAAUGAAAAAUACAGUUUGACUUCUAGCAUCAUAAAAAAAAUACUGUGAAUUUAAUUUUGAACUGUACUAUCAGUUACUUUUAUAUGUAAAAAAAUCCUGUAUCAGGGUUAUCAGUAGAUGUUUUGUUGUUUUGCUUCGUUUUUAGAAAUCCCCAUGUUAAUUUUGGACCAUAUUCUCUGGACUAAAGUCGCUAAUGAGUAUGGUUUGUUUUGUUUUUUGAUUUUUAAACUUUAGGCAGAAGUUGAAAAACUGCUGUUACAUCUUUAGUUUAGCAUGUCAGAAUUUAUACAUUGUAUAAGGUAAAAGCCUUAAAAUACAUUUGUUAAUGUCAGAAAUUGUAAUUUGUUCUUGGUCUUUUGACUUUGUUUACAAGCUGCAUUGAAAUGAAUGAAAAAUGCUGAUUGAGAUGA